AUGAGCUCGCAGCAGCCUCCACCUUCGCAAUACCCGCCGUCCCUGGGACCUGGAGCCCGACCAACACAACAAGGCGAAGGCGAAGGCCCAGUCUCUCAACGCGAUCGCUCGCAAAAGUCUCGUCUGCAAGAAGUCAUCGCCAUCCGUAGCGACUACUCCGUAACUCCCACUCCGACCAAUGUUACCCUUGCAUAUACCCUCAACAACCGUCGCCGAUCCUUCACUCUAGAGUACUCUGCCAUUCCGCUAUCAUCCUUUACCUCAUCCAUCCUUUUCGGCGGUAGCAGUCGCGCCAGCACGACCGGCAUCUUCAUUAUCGACACUAUCCGCGGAGUCGAGAACAUUACAAAGGCACAGUUGACUCAGCAAGAAGCAGAAGGCUUCGCCAAGUAUGCCAGCAAAAGGAUGCUUUAUUCUUACGGUGGUGUUGGCGCGGCAUUCGGCGCUGCAGCUUUCUUUUGGCAGCGUGGAAAACCCAACAUGAAAUUCCCUUUCAUGAAACCCAAGGAUCCAGCACGGUACCUCAACUUCCCCAACAGGUACCUCCCCAUUCUCAAAGGUGAUUUUGCAAGAAUAAUGUGGCAGAUCACUCGUUUCAAUGUCUAUGCUGCACUCGGUAUCUUCUCACUGAGCCCAGUCUUCCGGAGCCUAGGCGAUACGAAUAUGACGGUAGGGUUAUACAGGGAUGAUCGCACAAGACCUCUACUGGAAAAACUAAAGGGUCAGAUGCAGAAUGGCGGUCUACAACGAAUUGCAGGGAAUCUACCUAACGCGUCAGGCCAGGAAUCUGGGUCAACAGUUGGUCAGGACGAUGCAUCUAGCGAAUACUCGUUUAGUGACCAAGGCGAUGGCUACGACGGCGGUGCGGGCGUUGGCUACUCUGAUGCCAUGAACGACACGGGCGAUGUUGCUGCUUCCGCGCGGCCUUCGCCUUCACAUUUUCCCUCGCAAACGCCACAGCAGCAUCAAGGUUUAGCGCGCCGGAAUCAGCGCCCUUCUAAUCAGGACUAUUCUCCCGCGUCCUCCGCCCCACCGAAUCAGAUGUCGCAGCAGGACGCCGACCCGUUCAGCUUCAACGAAGAUCCUCUCAGCAAUAGUUCUUCCGACCCAGACUCACCACAGUAUAAUCCUGCGGCAGUUCAGCAGCAGAAGCCGCGCCGCAGCUGGGCAGAGAUCCGUACCGAAGCACGUCAAGGGACUGGAACCCAGCCUCAGUCAACCCCUUCCUAUGCUGGAGGGCAAGGAGAGCGAUUCAGCUAUGGUAGGGAGGAAGAGGAGAAGCAAUAUGCAAAGGGACAGGCGCAGAAGGAUUUCGACGCAAUGCUGGACAGAGAGCGGCAACUGGGUGAGCAGGGGAACGAAGGAAGUGGCGGUGGAGCAUGGAGUAGACGGCGAGGUGGAGGCUAG
This is a messenger RNA of Cyphellophora europaea CBS 101466, 1407 nucleotides long. RefSeq lists its product as uncharacterized. The coding region runs from base 1 to 1407 and encodes 468 amino acids. The transcript has a single exon. The record is from RefSeq and is a predicted model, not a curated record. Lineage: Eukaryota; Fungi; Ascomycota; Eurotiomycetes; Chaetothyriales; Cyphellophoraceae.